Rotaria sp. Silwood2 is the source of this 768-nucleotide messenger RNA. The record is from the annotation of a GenBank genome assembly. Lineage: Eukaryota; Metazoa; Rotifera; Eurotatoria; Philodinida; Philodinidae.
AUGACUGAAUUAAUCGAAAUUCGCCAAUUAAAAAAAGUAAAACAGCGACGAUCUCCUACACGUUCAUAUGCAUUUACAACAGUUCAAGCAUCAUCGUCUGAUUCUUCAGAAGAUGAAAAUAGUUCAAAUGACGAAUCACCAUUCAUUCUAAAAGUAAAGCCAUCGAAAUCAUCAAAACGAAAUAAUAUGAUUCAAACAUUACCGAUAAUUCUCAAUACGCAACCAGCUAAAAAAAAGAAAAAAUCUCAUGAAAAACAUAUACAACAAUUUCUUAUUAAUACACAACCACCAUCAUCACCGAAAAAAAAAGAAAUUGUUAUUAAGCAAAUAAUGGAACCUUCAUUAUCUUCAGGAAUUCAAUAUGUACCUGUACCAGCUCUAACACCACCACUAACAACAAUAAUCGAAAGAAAACCUCUCGUUUAUCAACGUGUUUAUACACCGACUCUAGUUGAAGAAUAUUCAAAUCCUUUUUAUAGUUCGUAUGAAUCGCCUGUUAGACGACUUGUACGAGCUCAUCCGUCGACUACAAAAAGUGUUCAUUUACCAAAACAUGCAAAAAAAUUAGUUAAUCGAUUUUUAACUGGAAUUGAACAUGCACAUAGUCGUCGACAUGAUGAUGGAAGUGAUAGUGAUCAUAGUAUCGAUGAUUGUAAAGUAUGUCGUCGAUUUCGAUCAGCUAUCAAUGAAGGAAAACAAAGAAGUUGUAGUGACGUAGAUAUAUAUCGUGGUAGCCGAGUUAUUUUUGAGACACAGGCAUGUAGAUGA